Molecule: messenger RNA, 3749 nt
Organism: Megalobrama amblycephala (Wuchang bream)
Lineage: Eukaryota; Metazoa; Chordata; Actinopteri; Cypriniformes; Xenocyprididae
Gene: kcnip3b
Product: Kv channel interacting protein 3b, calsenilin
Exons: 8
Coding region: 2670-3359 (229 amino acids)
Biological process (GO): negative regulation of transcription by RNA polymerase II; regulation of potassium ion transmembrane transport
Cellular component (GO): voltage-gated potassium channel complex; nucleus
Molecular function (GO): calcium ion binding; potassium channel regulator activity; RNA polymerase II cis-regulatory region sequence-specific DNA binding
Source: RefSeq, a predicted model, not a curated record
AUUUUUCUUUUUCAUUUGCUUUUGAGAAGACAUGUUGAAAUCCUUCGUUUGGUGUCAUAAUAUGAUGCCCAUAUAUAGUUGUCAGUCGGAUUUAAUGGGCGGGAUUUAUGGUAAUUGAGAAUUGAGCGUGCACGCGCGUCCCAUUUACGACUGAUUGGAAUUCAUUAACACGCACACACAUUUCACUAUCACAUCUGACGUUUACGAAGUAUUUGUGAAUCAGGAGAAGAGUUUUCGGGAAGGUCUCGUUACGCGCAAAUCACUCACAUAUUUACUCGUAUAUUUAUGAAUGUUUCAUGAAUGAGACCCUUUGUGUGUACUUGCUGGUUUUGAUAAAUAUAUUAUUCUCAUAUUCUCAUAUUAUUAUACUCAUUUCACAUUCGCCAUUUCUGUUUUGACUAAAACUAAUGAAAAACUGAAUGGCAGUUUAUGAUCACAUUGAAAACCUAAAAUCAGAUGAUAAUUUUUUUUAAUUUUACUAAGACCUAAUGUCCAUUUGUCAUGGACAUUAAACUUCAAAUCCUGUGUUCUUCAGCUCUGAAAGAUCUUCAAAUUAACUCUGAAUAUUAUCACUUGAUACUGUUAAGAUUAUAAUAGGUGCAAGUUGAUGAACUACCAUGAACAUAAAUCUGCAUAUAAAACAUGGAAAAGGAGCUCUUCCUCCUGUCUAGUUGGUUAGCCAUGCCUGUCAUUUGUGAUUCCUGAAGCUCAAUCAUAUUAAGCUAUUGGUCAUAAUUCAUUGUGAUUGGUAGAUCAGGGACCAAUCAGUGACCAGGCAGUACUUAUAUUAUAAAAACAUGAAAUUUUACUGGUUUAAACCAAAAUCCAUGUGAUGUCCAUUCCAAUGGAUGUAGAGUCUGUAGCAUUUCUGAUUCUGAUGCACUGUUCUCACAUUCUCGUAAAAACUACGGCUUGCAUGAUAUGCUGAUUAAUCAAUCAAAAAAUCAAUAUUUUCUGGGGGAAAAGACUCAAUUUAUCAUUCAAAAACAUUAAAUAAUUGCUGCAGAUGUGUAAAAUAAUAAAUAGAAUUUAGUGACAAAACGGUGGUUUUAAAGAUCAAUGUAUUGUUUCCCCAUAUCAUUCAAUCAAAAUAUAUUAAUGGCUUACAGUCCUCAACAGUGCAUUUCACAAGUGAGUCCGUAGACUUCAGGAUCUCACGUAUGAAUAUCGCAUUUUUAAGAUGCUGUGUCAAAUUUAAAAUAUUCAGUGUUCACUUUGCUCCUCAGUUUGAAUGGGCACGAAGCUUCUGGUUUCAUGCUUGGGCAGCUGAUGAUGAAAGAGAGCUGCAAACGCUACAGAAAGGCACAGUCACGAUUUUCACAUAAUUUUUAAACACGGAAGAGCCAUAAAAUAGUCAUAAUGCCCUUCCGAGCGAACACUUAAGAGCAUGUUGAGUGAAGUAGACUGAGGCAGUAAUGUCAUGAUUCAUUAUAUGGAUGUUUUAAUAGAUGUCGUACAGUAGAUGCUGAGGAUAGACAUUAUUAGACAAGUUUAAUUUUAGAUGGACUAGCCAGUCCACCCAUGAUGAAUGUGGCAUACAAAGUGGCAUAUCAAAUGACUGCAUUUUAGUCCGUCUGUCUGUUUACUUUUAUUUAUUUACUUACCAUACUUUUUUAAUUAUGUAUUUGUUUUAAAUCUUACUAUAUUUCUAAUUAUGUUUUAUUCACUUUAGACAAACCUUUACUACUUCAACAUAACUAUAAAACAUUAUUAUAUGGUGCUUUGGAAAACUUGAUUUUGAAUGGUCAUUCACAGCAUUCUGUUUCUGUGGUCGGGUAUUCUUGUGUAAUAUCCACUAAACUCUCAGUUUCUCACUAAAUGGCAUUAGGCAACCAAUUUUGCAUUAUAUCUGUACUAGCAUCAUGCAUCUCGUAUUACUGUGUGGUCUCUAUCUUCUCACAUACUAAAAUAAGUCAAUAUUUCAUUUUAUUUAUUUAUUUAUUUAUUUAUUUGGCAAGUAGCCAUAUAAUAAGUGGGAUAAUGUACAGUCAUCCUGUCAUCAUCACAAAACAAACCUCCUUUUAUACCCCAAAGAUACAACACCUCUCUUGUAUGUCCAGGUAUAUUGUGAUUUAAAUUCUGUAUUUUUGUGUCAUCUAAGUAAAUGAGUGCUUCACCAGUUCAACUGCUUCUAAACAUACUCAAAUUAUGGCUGGCUCAUCAUUGUGCAUUAUUGCUAGAGAGAUGGAGAGAGAAGAGGGAGUGUCUGUGUCUUGAGUUCAGACUCUUUCGGUAUCCAUACGGAAUAUAAUGUCUGAGGAGGACCAUGACACACUAGUCCGUGGAGACCAAAGCCACAGAGAUUUCCGCCGUACAGUUGAUGUUGUUGUGGAGGAAUUUCUAACACCGUGACUUUAAUCUGCUUUUAUUUUAAAAGGACGUUAUUUGAAAGGAUUCGUAGUGCAGGCUUUACUGUACAGUUUACAUUUGUGGUUUGUUUACAGCGUAAUGCAUCAGUGAUUACCUUCGAGUCUACAGGAAUUCAGAAUUGUUCCGGGAAUGGAGUCUUUAAGGACUUGUUGCUGCAAAGUAGUUUAAAGAAACAUUGAUCAAACAAGAUGAGUUGCUUUUUUUCUAAAAUCGUUCAAUUGGAAUCUAGAAUGACCUCUUGACCUCUGUAAAUUUUCUUAAAGUAAUCGCAUAGCUACUCGCAGUUAGCACUCGUUACAAUGGUUAUUCAGGGCAUGGAGCUGUUUGCAGUUGCUGUAGUGCUUCUUAUGUUUAUAAUGGUACUCAAACAGUUCGGUAUCAUGGAGCCACUGCUGGACGACAGCGUUGACAGUGAUCUGGAGUUGUCCAUGGUGCGACAUCAGCCAGAGGGUCUGGAGCAGCUCCAGGCUCAGACCAAGUUCACUAGGAAGGAGCUGCAGUCGCUCUACAGAGGCUUCAAAAAUGAGUGUCCCAGCGGAUUGGUGGAUGAGGAGACAUUUAAAUUGAUCUAUUCCCAGUUCUUCCCUCAAGGAGAUGCUACGACAUACGCACAUUUUCUCUUCAAUGCUUUUGACAUGGACCGAAGUGGCUCUAUACGUUUUGAGGACUUUGUAAUCGGCCUGUCUGUUCUGCUUCGAGGUUCUGUGACAGAGAAACUGAGGUGGGCCUUUAACCUCUAUGACAUUAAUAAAGACGGCUAUAUCACCAAAGAGGAAAUGCUGGCUAUCAUGAAGUCCAUCUAUGAUAUGAUGGGCAGGCACACCUCUCCUUGUGUCAAAGAUGAUGCUGCAUUUGAACACGUGGAGAAAUUCUUCCAGAAAAUGGACCGCAACCGAGACGGAGUUGUAACCAUUGAUGAGUUCAUAGAGGCCUGUCAGAAGGACGAGAACAUUAUGAGCUCCAUGCAGCUGUUUGAGAAUGUCAUCUAGAGCGCAGCAUGAAGUGCAGAAUGAUCCUUGCUCUUUUUCCAGCAACGUUCCAUUAGUCCUCAAGCGCUCCACAGGGACUCUCUAGAAACACUUCUGUUUUGUACCUAGGCCUUGCACAUCAUCUGUAGCAUGUGAAUGAACAUUUUGUUUGAUUGCAUUGAAUGCUAUAACAGGAUGUGGGCCGCCUGCGAGUGUGCCAUUAUUGUAUGUCUCAAUUUAAUCUUAAGUAUUCAAGACAGGUUGUAAAUGCGUCUUUGUAUAUAUGUAGAUAUAUAUGUGCCCUUAUACUGGUUGAUUGCUGCCUAAAUCAAUGAAUUUUUGCAUGUUUGUCUGCUAUUUGUCUGGCCCAUUGUAAUUUUAUAUAAAGAAAUAAAGGUAUCUGUGAAUGAC